Messenger RNA from Sugiyamaella lignohabitans, 513 nucleotides. RefSeq names its product squalene monooxygenase (gene ERG1). Bases 1 to 513 code for a protein of 170 amino acids. The record is from RefSeq and is a predicted model, not a curated record. Gene Ontology annotation, molecular function: squalene monooxygenase activity; FAD binding. The transcript has a single exon. Gene Ontology annotation, cellular component: endoplasmic reticulum. Lineage: Eukaryota; Fungi; Ascomycota; Dipodascomycetes; Dipodascales; Trichomonascaceae. Gene Ontology annotation, biological process: ergosterol biosynthetic process.
AUGUCGGACAGAGAUUAUGACUACGUAAUUGUUGGUGCUGGUAUAGCAGGACCUGCACUAGCGGUUGGGUUUGCUAAAUCAGGUAGAUCAGUAUUGGUGGUGGAACGAGACUUACGAGAACCAGAUCGGAUUGUUGGUGAACUUCUACAGCCAGGUGGAGUAAACGCUCUUCGAGAAUUAGGCAUUGAACACGCUCUCGAAGGAAUAGACGCAGUCCCUUCUAAAGGUUAUCAAGUGUUUUACCACGGAGAGACUGUAAAUAUCCCAUAUCCGACAAUAGAAGCCGAUGGCAAGACUCAAGAAGUCACUGGAAGAAGUUUCCACCAUGGCAGAUUCGUCAUGAACCUAAGGAAGGCUGCCAGUGAAACCCCUGGAGUUACAUUUUUAGAGGCCAAUGUAACAGAAAUAAUCACCAAUCCACACACAGGCCAUGUUUUAGGGGUCAAGACUGUCGACAAGACUGGUCGUUUACAACAUGUAAGUUAUUUUGCAAAGCCACCAUGUUCCAGUUAG